GAGAUCUAUGACAACAUGAGUCCGGAUACGUGCUCUGGAAUGUCUUCUGCACUUCAGGAAGAGAACACAGCUUCACAUCACAAGAUCAAAUGCCUGCGAAAGAAGUUAGCGAGAGUCUACAGGAAACAAAAAAAGCAAAGAAACGACGGGAAUGUGACCCAAAGUGCUAUGAAACCCAAAAAGCUGAAGAUCAAAAAGGCCAAGAGAGAUCCUCUGGCUCAUUUUUCAAAGCGAAAAUCUACCAAAACAGCAAAAACUCCCCAAAUGCCAUUCUCGUGUUAUCCCACCAGGGCAGUGAUUGCCAAGCAGGCUGCUAGGAAAAAGUCUCAAAGGAAAAAGCAGCCGAAUAGAAAAGUUAAAGGUUUCUCCCAGGUCCGAAGGAGCUCAAGGAAGAGCAAAGCUGAGCUGCAGUCUGAAAAAAGGAAAAAGAUAGAUGAGCUGAUUGAGAGCGGGAAGGAAGAAGGCAUGAAGAUUGAUCUCAUUGACGGCAAAGGCAGGGGUGUGAUUACCACCAAGCGCUUCUCCCGGGGAGAUUUCGUGGUAGAAUACCAUGGGGACCUCAUUGAGAUCACUGAUGGCAAGAAGCGGGAAGCUCUGUACGAACAAGACCCCUCCACAGGUUGCUACAUGUACUAUUUUCAAUAUCUGAGCAAAACCUAUUGUGUGGAUGCUACUCGAGAAACAAACCGCCUGGGUAGAUUGAUCAAUCACAGUAAAUGUGGGAAUUGCCACACCAAACUGCAUGACAUCAAUGGUGUGCCUCACCUCAUCCUCAUUGCCUCCCGAGACAUUGCAGCUGGGGAAGAGCUCCUGUACGACUAUGGUGAUCGAAGCAAGGCUUCCAUUGAAGCCCACCCUUGGUUGAAGCAUUAA
This is a messenger RNA of Cricetulus griseus (Chinese hamster), 873 nucleotides long. The record is from RefSeq and is a predicted model, not a curated record. NCBI's taxonomy places the organism in Eukaryota, Metazoa, Chordata, Mammalia, Rodentia, Cricetidae.